Messenger RNA from Triticum aestivum (bread wheat), 1488 nucleotides. Its product is annotated as F-box protein At5g07610-like. Lineage: Eukaryota; Viridiplantae; Streptophyta; Magnoliopsida; Poales; Poaceae. Gene Ontology annotation, molecular function: protein binding. Bases 81 to 536 code for a protein of 151 amino acids. The transcript has 2 exons. The record is from RefSeq and is a predicted model, not a curated record.
AAGUGGGUUUCAAUCCCCUCCCCGGCCCAUUCGCCAUCACUCACCCCGGCGCCGCCGGAGCUUUCUCCUGCCGCCGCGCCAUGUCCACCCCAGCUGCUCGAUCUCGCCCAUCGGAGGACGGACGCAUCAGGUCCUCCUCUUCGCCUCCCAGCGGCAGCGAGACGGCGGCCGAGAGACUCACCGACGAUCUCCUCGUCGAGAUCCUCUCGCGCGUGCCCGCCAGGUCGCUCUGCCGCUUCAAGUGCGUCUCCAACCACUGGCUCGGCCUCACCAACGACCCCAACUACCACCGGAAGCUCCCCCAGACCCUGACCGGCUUCUACCAGGGGAAUCAAUUGGUGGAUUCAGGUGUUCCUUUCACCAAUGUCUCGGGGAGCCGCCAUCUCACACAUCCCGCCUUCCUGCCCAACCGCCGGCAGGUCAAGGUCAUGGACUGCUGUAACGGCCUCCUUCUCUGCUCCUCAUACGAUCGCCGGCGACCAUGGCGACGUGUUCCGGUACAUUGUGUGCAAUCCCGCCACAGAGGAAUGGGCUGAGUUCCCGUACUGCGGCUAUUCCGGCCUGGUGGCUAAUGCACGCUUGUGUUUUGAUCCAGCCGUGUCCCCUCAUUUCCAUGUGUUUUUGUUGCCGGUGGCGGAUAUCUGCAUUACCGGAGUGCAUGUCUAUUCAUCUGAAACCGGGAGUUGGGUUCAUAAGGAGAAGAGAUGGAGCGUCACUAUUAAUGUCGCUAAUGAUCGGUCAACUGUUUAUCUUAAUGGUUAUCUGCAUUUCUGCGCCAUUGUUGAUGGUUCUGACGGUCGUCUAGCUGCAGUGGACAAGGAGUGGGGAGCAAGGACUAACUUCCGUGUUCCUGAUGGUCUGGAUGUUGGUUUUAUUCAGCUGUCACAGGGCUGCCUGCAUUAUGCUGGUUUUGACACAGAUGAUGAUAAUGUUGUUCGACUGCUAGUUUAUGUUCUUAAAGACUAUGACAGCAAAGAAUGGAUACUGAAGCAUAGCGUCGAAACUUCGCAUUUGCUUGGAGGGCGACACAUAGAAUACCUUGAUGAGGACUUCGAUUGGAUUGCAAUUCAUCCAGAAUGUGACUUGAUCUUCUUCGCUGUGGCCCAGGAGGAUAUCACAUUCAUGUGCUAUGAUAUGGAUAGUGGACAAGUUAAAGUGAUGUGCAAUCUUGAAGAUAGCAACCAGGCAUAUUUUCUGUAUGUGCCACUAUAUGAAGAGUUACAAUCGUUGCACAAGUGACGUCUUAUUCCUGCUAUGGAGCAGUGGGCAUGGUAUGUCUGCUUGAAUUUGGUCCUCCUUUCUCUGAUGUAUUUAAGUUUGGAGCAAUGCUGGUUCGUUCUGGGGGCACUGCGGCUGAUUUCUCUCUCGGACUAGUGAUUCAAAGUUUCAGUGCACCUUCUGUUGUGUGUACUUGUUUUGUCUUGGUAUACCAAUGGUUCUGUCCAACGGGAGAUUGUGAUACACUUUGGAUGAUUACAUUAUCACUUC